AUGGGAGUCGAAGAACAACUCCAGGAGAUAGAGGUCUUACAAUCCAUUUACCCCGACGAGCUUGCCCGUGCGGUGCUUUCCUUCCCCCAUACUUGUUGCUGGGAGAAACGUUUCUAAAAAUUGACAGAGACGUCCGACACUUCGUAUACUAUUCGUCUAGUCCUUGAGCCGCCUAAUAUUCCUGGCUACGAUCAUGAACCUCGUCCGUUACUCAUACCCUCCAUACCUCUCCUCCUCUAGGGAAUUUACUAACUAUCACACUCAUAGCCAUCCUAAUACUCCACGUCGAAUACCCCCCAACAUACCCCGAUGUCCCCCCCGCUCUCGAUCUAACCCUUGAUGCCAACUCCCCAUCCUCAAGCAUCUCGUUCCCAGAUGACAAGAACGCCCUCUUAUCUGCGCUCUCCCCCACCAUUGACGAAAACCUCGGCAUGGAAAUGAUCUUCACACUCACCACCACUCUGAAGGAGUCCGCGGAGGAGAUGCUCAAUACCCGCGCUCAGGAGAAGGAGAAUAAGCGAGAAGAGGAGCUUCGGAAAGAGGAGGAGAAGGAGAUGGAGAAGUUUAGGGGAACCUUGGUCACGAGUGAGAGGUUUAUGGAGUGGAGGGAUAAAUUCUUUGCUGAGAUGGAGGAGAAUAAGCGGAGAGAGAAGGAGAAGGAGGAUGAAGAGAAGAACAAGAGGGGUGGUGGCGGAGGAAGCGCGGUUAAGGAGAAGAGGAUGACCGGUAAGGGCCACUUUUACAUAUUCCCUUUACAGGAAACGCCCUAUGUGGAGGAACUAGUUUUACUUAUGAAUGUAUUGAACCCCAACAGGCAGAGAACUCUACGAGAAAGGCCUCGUCGGCAACAUCGACGACGACGAAGCUGAAGAUGGAGAAGUAGCCGAUCUAUCACAAUUGAAAAUAAAGGAGUAAAGAGUCUCCAUAGCCUUUUUUUUUUCCUUUAAAAAAAAACAUCAUAAUUACCCCCCCCCCCCCCCGGUCGUGGAGUGAAAGAAACAAGCUGUGAUCGACUACCCAUUCUUCCACAUGUCACCCUCAUCAAGGUCGUCCCCGAGCCACUUUGUAGUAAACUUCGCGUCGACAACCUUCUCCCUGGCGGUCUCGGCCUCCUCCUGCGCGCGCUUGCUGGCCCAGUUCGGUAUCGGGGUGUUUUGCUGCGAGGCUGGCGGGGUUUGCUCCACGGGUGGUGAGUGCAGUGUGAGGUUCUCGGUCGGGUUUGAGAGGGCCGCGGGAGGUGUCGACGGGGUGCUGGAGGGGGAGUCUUGCAUUUGACUGUCUUCGCCGUCUGGGGGGUGGGGUGGUGGAUGUUAGCUGGAGUUUAAGUAGGAAUGGCUUGGAUUAUGGCCGAGGUGGGGUGGGGAGGGUACCGGAGAGGUUUGUCAUUUUGUUGAUUAUUUGAUUAGUUGAUUGGCUGUAGUAUUUGGGGGGAGGGGGGGAGUUCUGUCGGUGUGUGAGUUCUCGAGUAGGGUGGGUAGAGAG
Molecule: messenger RNA, 1482 nt
Organism: Tuber aestivum (summer truffle)
Lineage: Eukaryota; Fungi; Ascomycota; Pezizomycetes; Pezizales; Tuberaceae
Source: the annotation of a GenBank genome assembly